This is a messenger RNA of Ostreobium quekettii, 1281 nucleotides long. The record is from the annotation of a GenBank genome assembly. NCBI's taxonomy places the organism in Eukaryota, Viridiplantae, Chlorophyta, Ulvophyceae, Bryopsidales, Ostreobiaceae.
AUGAUGGCGGUGAAGUUUACCAAUUGCAGUAGAGAUCCACGUUUAGUUCCCAACUGCGCAAGCAAGCAGCCCAGCUCCCCGCGCGAUCGACGCCAGCCGGCGGCCAAUCGGCGCGCCGCCAUGUCGACCCUCCCGCGCCCCCAGACCCACUCGCACAAAACGUGGCGCAGCCUGUGCCCGCGCCCCGCCCCCCAUUCGCGCGCCCAUUCCAGAUCCCCGCACAGGACCGUCUGCCAAUCCGCGGCUUCGGACGAGGCCAGGGUGAAGUUCAACGACGGCACGGACACGGCCUUCUGUCCGAUCCUGAACGGGUGCUGGCAGCUCGCCGGGGGCCACGGGCAGGAGGUGUUCGAUCACAUCAACGAAAAGUUGACGGCCCAUGCGGAGGCGGGAUUCACGACCUUCGACACGGCGGACAUCUAUGGGCCGUCGGAGUCCAUCCUCGGCAAGUUCCAGGAGCAGUGGGCCGCCUCCGGGCGCCCGCCGCUGCAGCUCUUCACGAAGUACGUGGUGUUCCGUGGGGCGCCCAGCUCGCAGGACGUGUCCUCGGCGGUGCAGAGGUCCAUGGACGCGCUCCGAGUGAAGCAGCUGGAUCUGGUCCAAAUGCAUUGGUGGGACUACGCCGUGCCGGGCAUGGAGGACACGGCGCUGGCGCUUGCGGAUCAGAGGGCCAAGGGCCGAAUAAAGAGUGUGGGCGUCACCAACAUCGACACCCCCAGGCUGGAGAAAAUUCUGGACGCUGGCGUGCCUGUGGUCUCCAAUCAGGUCCAAUUUUCCCUGUUGGAUCGCCGACCCCUGAACGGCAUGAUCCAGCUGUGCCGGGAGCGCGGCAUUAAGCUGCUGACGUACGGCUCGCUGGGGGGCGGCCUCCUGUCAGACAGGUACACCGAGGAGCCGAAGAAGGGGUUGCUGGGGAAUCCAAGGUACAGCAACAUCGAUCUGAACACGAGCAGCCUCAAGAUGUACUGGCGGGUGGCGGAUACUUAUGGCGGCCAGGAUUGGUACCGCCGGCUGCUGCUGGCGCUGAGAGGCGUCGCCGACAAGCACAAUGUCAGCGUCGCAAACGUGGCGCUCAAAUGGGUCAUGGAAGGCGGCCAGCGAAAGGGCAGCGGCGUGGUGCAUCCCAUUGUUGGGCUUAGGAACACGUCCCAUAUAUUGGACAACGCACGGGUUUUUGGGCUGGUGCUGGACCAGGAGGACUUUGACGCCAUCAAUGGGGUCCUGAAAGAGGCUGCAGGACCACCGGGCGACAUUUACUCCUUUGAGAGGGGCUACGUGUGA